Adineta ricciae is the source of this 402-nucleotide messenger RNA. The record is from the annotation of a GenBank genome assembly. Lineage: Eukaryota; Metazoa; Rotifera; Eurotatoria; Adinetida; Adinetidae.
AUGACUGAUUCAGAACUUGAUGCCAUUCGUGCUAAACGUCUCGCUGAAUUACAACAGCAACAAGCAGGCCAAUCACGGCCUGCAGGGAUCGAUCCAAAUGAUCGAAAUUCAGCCGAAGAACAACGGCAAAAACAAGAAGAUAUGCGAAAUACGAUGUUGAGUUCUUUGUUAACACAAGAAGCUCGUGCGCGUUUAAAUACCAUUUCAUUGACUAAGCCAGAAAAAGGUCGCAUGGUAGAAGAUAUUAUCUUACAAAAUGCUAGACGUGGUGCAUUUGGUGGUGGAAAAAUUAGUGAAGAACAAUUGAUUGGAUUGUUAGAACAAGUUAGCAAAGCUACAGAGAAGACAACCAAAGUGAAUUUUGAUCGACGACGGGCAGCACUUGAUUCAGAUUCAGAUUGA